GCGCGCUCGGACCCCGCACCACCACUCACCAUGUCUGCUAAACUCCUGUUGGCAUUAGUCUGCGUAGCGGAGCUGGCGUCUCUCAUCCAGGCGGGAGGUCACGGAGGUGGUCACAAAAAGGUCAUCAUACACGUGCCGUUGUACGUGAAGCACCACCACCACAAGCACACGAUCGUCAAACACAUCCACCACCACAAGAAGGGCGGUGGCGGCGGCGACGACCACUACGAAGUGUUAGGCUACACCUAUGGCGAACCCAAAGCUGCACCUCACUUCGGUGGAGGACACGGUUGGCACGCAGCUGACGAAGGACACGAAGGUGACGAGUCACCAGUCAGCUUCGAAGGUGACAGUGGGUACGGAGUAUCUGGGGCUGAGUCGGAAGACCACGGAGGAUACGGCGGCUAUUAAACCUACUAGAUAUUCAUAAGUCGAGAAUAUAAGAAAAGUCGAGAUUCCUUGACUAUAAAGCAAAGACUAAAGAGCCUCCAAAUCAUUGGCCGGAAGUCUCAUUCUGCCAUUGGUUUUCUAUCUUCCAUUAGGUACAUGAAUUUCUUGGAGACUUUCACGUAGAAUUUCACUACGAUAGUACAAACGCGUAAACUAUUUUAUUAUCCCAAACUAAUCAAAUCUAGACUACCCAGGCCUUAUUUUAAAACGUUAUUCCUGCCAAUCUUGUCUGUCAUUGCAAAGAUGGAUGAUAACAUCAUUUUACUCUAGACCUUUA
Pectinophora gossypiella (pink bollworm) is the source of this 727-nucleotide messenger RNA. RefSeq lists its product as uncharacterized. Bases 31 to 411 code for a protein of 126 amino acids. The record is from RefSeq and is a predicted model, not a curated record. NCBI's taxonomy places the organism in Eukaryota, Metazoa, Arthropoda, Insecta, Lepidoptera, Gelechiidae. The transcript is spliced from 3 exons.